Messenger RNA from Drosophila mauritiana, 522 nucleotides. RefSeq lists its product as uncharacterized. NCBI's taxonomy places the organism in Eukaryota, Metazoa, Arthropoda, Insecta, Diptera, Drosophilidae. The record is from RefSeq and is a predicted model, not a curated record. The transcript is spliced from 3 exons. Bases 1 to 522 code for a protein of 173 amino acids.
AUGCUUCAACUGCUGACUUGGGUUCUAAUAUUUUUACCAGCUUUUCGAGCUGCCGAUCCCAUUUGCUCUCAAAGGCCGGAUGUAACAGCCUUGAAAAACUGUUGCAAGCUGCCUAAUCUGGACUUUUCGAGUUUCAACUCCAAGUGCAGUCAGUAUUUGGUCAAUGGAGCCCACAUAUCACCUUGCAGCUUUGAGUGCAUCUUUCAAGCGGCGAAUGCAUUGAACGGCACCCAUUUGGUCAUGGAAAAUAUCGAAAAGAUGAUGAAAACCAUUUUGGACUCUGAUGAAUUUGUGCAGGUGUAUGUGGAUGGUUUCAGGAGCUGCGGUAAUCAGGAGAAUGUGCUCAUUAAGGCCCUAAAACGUCGUCGUGUUCCCAUCACCGGAAAAUGUGGCUCGAUGGCCAUAAUGUAUGGCCUGUGUGCCCAUCGAUAUGUCUACCGUAAUUGCCCGGAUAGCGUCUGGAGCAAGAGUCCCACCUGCAAUGAGGCCAGGGAAUACAACAUUCGCUGCGAUGACUUAUAA